Musa acuminata AAA Group (dessert banana) is the source of this 1778-nucleotide messenger RNA. RefSeq names its product mitochondrial uncoupling protein 1-like. The coding region runs from base 601 to 1482 and encodes 293 amino acids. The transcript is spliced from 10 exons. Gene Ontology annotation, molecular function: oxidative phosphorylation uncoupler activity. The record is from RefSeq and is a predicted model, not a curated record. Gene Ontology annotation, biological process: mitochondrial transmembrane transport. NCBI's taxonomy places the organism in Eukaryota, Viridiplantae, Streptophyta, Magnoliopsida, Zingiberales, Musaceae.
UGCCUAUCGAAUGUCCAAUGAGAUCAGGCAUCACGUCCUGUCAAAUGGAACUCGAACGAGACCACAUCACACUCCAAUUUGACAGCAAAUCUGGCUCGUCACAACCCAUGGAAAGGGAUGAUUCGUCACGAUAGGUCUAAAUUCACUGUUGUCGACUCUCUGUUCACGCUUCACUCCAACAACUUCGACUAGUUCACUGCACGGUUUUAUACCGUUCAUAGCCAUCCAUGUAGUCCCUAUAUUAAUUUGCUUUGAUUAUUAUGUAUUUACCUGUCGUUUCUUACUCGUUCACGUACCUGCGAUGGAUCCGUGAAGGGUCCCACUUCUUUCGGUCGAAUUUGUCCAAAUACAGGUAGGGUACAUGAUCAGGUAUAUUCAAACGCGAGUAAGACCGCGGUGGCCAACUUGCUUCUUUUUGCGUCGAACCUGCCCUUCGGGCGCCAAUGCCACUCUUUUAUUGGUGUAUCCUCUAUUUCCUACACAUUUCUCCUUCCUCUCCCCUCCCAGUUUGUUUUCCCCCCUUAACAACCCUCCCCGGUCUUUCAUCCCGGAGUUCCAUCCUACCGCCUCCCCCCAGAUCGCAGUGAGCCUGCAGUGGCCAUGGCCGAUCACCGCACCAAGACGGAGAUCUCCUUCGCCGGAAGGUUCGCCAGCAGCGCCAUCGCCGCCUGCUUCGCUGAGCUGUGCACGAUCCCUCUUGACACUGCAAAAGUGAGGCUUCAGCUGCAGAAGAAAGCAGCUACAGAUGCCAUGGCCAUGCCAAAGUACAGAGGAAUGCUAGGAACUGUUGCAACCAUCGCAAGGGAGGAAGGAAUGACAGCACUUUGGAAAGGCAUCGUGCCUGGUUUGCAUCGCCAAUGUCUUUUUGGAGGUUUGCGGAUUGGGUUGUAUGAGCCGGUAAAGUCCUUCUAUGUUGGUGAAAAUUUUGUGGGAGAUAUUCCUUUGUCCAAGAAAAUUCUCGCUGGUCUUACAACUGGUGCCUUGGCGAUUACUGUGGCAAAUCCAACUGAUCUAGUGAAAGUACGACUUCAAGCGGAAGGGAAGCUUCCACCUGGUGUACCAAGACGGUAUUCAGGAGCAUUGAAUGCUUACUCCACAGUAGUCAGACAGGAAGGACUUGGGGCUCUCUGGACUGGUAUUGGUCCUAAUGUUGCACGUAAUGCAAUUAUAAAUGCUGCUGAGUUGGCUAGUUACGAUCAAGUCAAACAGACAAUUCUGAAAAUCCCUGGAUUCACAGAUAAUGUUUUUACUCAUCUUUUGUCUGGUCUGGGUGCUGGUUUUUUUGCUGUUUGUAUUGGUUCUCCUGUUGAUGUGGUGAAGUCAAGAAUGAUGGGAGAUUCAGCCUACAAAAGCACACUUGAUUGUUUUGUGAAGACAAUGAAAAAUGAAGGGCCUUUAGCUUUUUACAAAGGUUUCCUUCCAAAUUUUGGUCGGCUCGGAUCAUGGAAUGUGAUCAUGUUCUUGACAUUGGAGCAGAAAUGAUUUUCUUUGAAGUGUCGAGUGCUGGGCAUGAAGGUCAAAAAGUUAUUUGCAAGAGAAGUGCCAGUUUAAAUUUUUUGCCUACUCUCCUAUUUCUGGUGAGUAAAAUAAGGCUUUUUCUUGAGGCAACUUUGUAAAUUAAUGGGGGUAUUGAAGAAACUUCAUGGUCUUCCUAGAUGCUCCAUCAGUAUGCAAAAUGACCCUUGAAUUAAUACAUCUUCCUACGGGGAACAAUAAUUUCAGCAACUUUAGCUGCUUAUUUAUUUAUUUCUAAUGAAACCAGUUCCUGUGCCACAUCA